Molecule: messenger RNA, 2119 nt
Organism: Spinacia oleracea (spinach)
Lineage: Eukaryota; Viridiplantae; Streptophyta; Magnoliopsida; Caryophyllales; Amaranthaceae
Product: catalase
Exons: 8
Coding region: 357-1835 (492 amino acids)
Biological process (GO): response to hydrogen peroxide; hydrogen peroxide catabolic process
Cellular component (GO): peroxisome; cytoplasm; plasma membrane
Molecular function (GO): catalase activity; heme binding
Source: RefSeq, a predicted model, not a curated record
UAAUUCGAAAGCAAUAACAACACCCGAUUUAGAGACGAAGAUCUGUAUUUUUCUUCAAAAAAUGAAUAACCAGCUAACUUGUCAGAAUUACAUUCAGAAAUUUAGUAGUGGUGACGAAAAAUACGGAGAAAAAAGAAAUUAAUAAUACACUAACUAAUAAUUAUCCAAAAAAUAAAAAAUUAAAUAUUAUCCAACACUGACUCAUUUUACGUCACACUAUUUAAAAACCCACCGUUUUUUGAUUUACGAAUUAAUAUUUGUGUUCGCCACAUUCCCCAAGCUUCAUCUUUAUCUCUCUAGAAUUCCUCUUUCUCUCUCCUCGGGAACUUCAAUUCUGCUAUUCUAUCUCCUUCGCCAUGGAUCCUUACAAGUUUCGGCCAUCAAGUGCGAACAACUCACCAUACUGCACCACCAAUUCUGGUGCGCCUGUUUGGAAUAACAACUCUUCUUUAACUGUUGGUAACAGAGGCCCAAUUCUUUUGGAAGACUAUCAUCUGGUGGAAAAGCUUGCCAACUUUGACAGAGAGCGUAUACCAGAACGUGUUGUUCAUGCCAGGGGAGCGAGUGCUAAGGGAUUUUUUGAAGUUACUCAUGAUAUUUCACAACUCACGUGUGCUGAUUUCCUGCGCGCCCCUGGCGUCCAGACACCUGUAAUUGUUCGGUUCUCCACUGUUAUUCAUGAACGUGGCAGUCCGGAAACCAUCAGGGACCCUCGUGGUUUUGCUGUGAAGUUCUACACCAGAGAGGGUAACUUCGAUCUGGUAGGAAACAAUUUCCCUGUGUUUUUCAUUCGAGAUGGUAUGAAAUUCCCUGAUAUGGUGCAUGCCCUCAAGCCCAACCCUAAAUCUCACAUUCAGGAGAAUUGGAGGGUCAUGGAUUUCUUCUCGCAUCAUCCCGAGAGUUUACACAUGUUUACUUUCCUCUUUGAUGAUAUUGGAGUUCCUGCAAACUAUAGGCACAUGGAAGGCUCUGGUGUUAACACAUAUACUCUGGUCAACAAGGCUGGCAAAGCAUAUUAUGUGAAGUUCCACUGGAAGCCAACAUGUGGAGUGAAGUGCCUGUUGGAGGAUGAGUGCGUCAAAAUUGGUGGAGCUAACCACAGCCAUGCUACUCAGGAUCUUUAUGACUCGAUUGCAGCUGGAAACUAUCCCGAAUGGAAGCUGUUCAUCCAGACAAUAGACCCAGCUGAUGAAGACAAAUUUGACUUUGACCCCUUAGAUGUUACAAAGACUUGGCCUGAGGACAUUUUGCCUCUUCAGCCAGUUGGCCGUAUGGUCUUGAACAAGAACAUUGACAACUUCUUUGCCGAGAACGAGCAGCUGGCAUUUUGCCCUGCUAUCGUUGUUCCUGGGGUCCACUACUCAGAUGACAAGCUGCUUCAGACUCGAAUUUUCUCAUAUGCUGAUACCCAAAGACACCGUCUUGGACCUAACUACCUGCAACUUCCAGUUAAUGCUCCCAAGUGUGCUCAUCACAACAACCACUAUGAUGGUUCCAUGAACUUUAUGCACAGAGAUGAGGAGGUUGACUACUUCCCAUCAAGAUAUGAUCCUGUUCGUCACGCUGAGAGAUUUCCCAUCCCUACAAACAUCUUGAAUGGAAAGCGUGAAAGGCAAAUCAUUGUAAAGGAAAACAACUUCAAGCAGCCUGGAGAGAGAUACAGAUCCAUGGACCCAGCCAGGCAAGAGAGAUUUAUAUGCAGAGUGGUUGAUGCUCUCUCUGAUCCUCGCAUCACUCAUGAGAUAAGAAGCAUUUGGGUUUCAUACUGGUCUCAGGCUGACAAAUCUCUGGGUAUGAAAGUCGCAAGUCGACUUAAUGUGAGACCAACCAUGUAAAGAUGUUCAAGAUGAAUACAUGAUUAUUCUAUUUGGGGAGAUCAAAAUGAGGAUCACAUUACGAAAAAAUAUUGUAAUAUCUAGUUGCUUGUCAAAAUACUAUAAACUGUGUCAGUAUUCCGAGCAUAGAACACUACUGUUUUUUAAUAAGUUUCUGUUGUUCGUCUUACAGACUUGCAGUACAUUGAUGUGUAUCCAUAUUGGUUUACAUAACAUGGUUCCCUGUCUGCUUUGUGCACAAUUGUUCUACAUCUUACUAAUGAAUAUGUUACUUCACCUUCUUA